UUGUUUUUAUUAAAAUUUGAUGGGACUAAUUUGGUAGAAUCGGGAAACGUGUUUAAGAUGUUUGGUGCGCUAACAAAAGCGAUCAAAAAAUAAAUAUGAUUUCAUAUAGACCUUAGUACACUCCAUCUUAUCGCGAUCGAUCGAUCAAAAUUUCACACACAAUAAUAGCACCCACGUCAUCGACAAUUCAGCCAUCUUGUCGACACCGCGGAUCAACCACGUAUCAUUUUCUAGUCAAGUGAAACAUUACAACCUAGUGACCAGUACGCAAAUUAGUGUUCCUCCAUUGAAUCAACAUGGCAAACAAAGAUGAAGCGCUUUCACCGCAAAAAGAGGUAACGCUGAAACAAGAAGAGGAUGGUAAAGUGCCAAAAAUUGAAUCCGGUCAAUCGUCUCCAGAACAGAAACAAAAUCAGCAAUCAGUCAGCGCACCUCCAACUGUUAUCAGGAGGAACAUUCUUACAUCUGCGGGUACUAUAGAGGCAGCAGAAGAUCAGCUCGAAGUUACUAACGAAGUAGUCGUCAAUACGACAACUUCACCAGAGGAAAUGAGCCCCCAAGACGAAAAGCCAGCUGCGAAUCAAGACGUGGUCGCUUAUAGACUUUUGAUUCCUGAAUCUGGCCACCCAGAUCAAUAUGCCGAUUCAAAAAAUUUUACAUCAGAAACGGGAGAGCCAUUUCAAGCUCAGACCAAUUACACUAACCAAGAAACGGGAUUUACGGCGACAGUACAAAUUGAUCAAGGGGGUAGUAUAGUACCAGUUACUAUCGAAAGUUCUAUUGAGGCAUCUGCAGAUUACGCAAACUUAGAGACGGCCCACUAUAAUAACGGACAAUUUCCAGCCGAUGGGUCUCAAUAUCUACAACAUCACCAGUACAGCACCAUGCAGUAUCUCGAUAGGAAUAGUACUGAUAGUCCGCCCAGUGGAAAUAAUAUGUUAUUCAGACAUAGCGACCCAACAUUGGGUUCCUCCAGAUACCAGAACUACGACAUAAGCAGCAGCCAGCAGCUCAAUCAAAUUACGCUGACCGCUCCGCAAACAGGCGAAACUUACCAAUUCACGACAGCACCCAGCGGCAGCUGGUCCACUUCGGGUCAGGCUUACCAAGCUUACCAAGCGAACUUAAAUGUGGUCCAUCAAGCUGACAGCAGCACACAACAGUUUUUCAGCGGCAAUUGGCAAGCAAACGGCGCCUUAGACGAGGGUCCCAACGUUUCGCCGUCCCAGAGACAACCUUCAGAGGUACUUGUCAAAGAGUGCGUUAAUUGCGGCGCAAGUGUCACACCACUAUGGCGCAGAGACGGCACGGGGCAUUACCUAUGCAACGCGUGCGGUCUCUAUAACAAAAUUAAUGGUGUGAACCGGCCCCCGGUUAGGCCAUCCAAAAAGCCACAGGCGACUGGGAACAGAAGAAAUGGUGUUAUAUGUGCCAACUGUAAAACGAACAACACCACGCUAUGGAGGCGAAAUAAUCAGGGGGAACCCGUGUGUAACGCAUGCGGACUGUAUUUCAAAUUGCACGGUGUAAAUCGACCAAUCAGUAUGAAGAAAGACGGCAUUCAGACGCGAAAGCGGAGACCAAAGAGUUCGGCAUCUCACGCUGGACCGUCAGCAUCCGGGAUGCACCAACAGCGAAUUAAUCCCUCACAAGUAUACUAUUCUCAGGCAGUUCAAGAACUUGAAUUACCUGUAGAUCAGUAUCAAUUACCCCAAUCGAUAUCGUCAACUGUAUAUCCGGGUCAUCAAUCGUUUCAUCGCCAACUCCCCAGCACAGACCACAUAGGUCGUCAAAUGACCAAUGCUCAGCCCUUGCAGCCGAUAAUGACAGUAGAAGACGAACAAACGAGCGUUAUUACCUCAACGUCUCAGCAAACGAGAUAUUCUCAGCGAGAUGAGGAUGACCAAGAUUCCAUGAGUCAAUAGUGUUUAACUUACCCUUUAGAGAGAAUUUAAUUUAUUUUUGUUUUUGUUAAAGGUUUUUAGAAAUAUUCGAGCUUUAGCGACUUUUUUUUUCAUGUGUGAAUAAUUUUCGGGGAUAAAUUUCACAAGAAAAUAUCAAAAUGUCACAGACAUACCAUUUCAUGUAAGUUUAACGAAUAAUUUGUAUACAUAUCUACAGUAAAAUCAUUGCAGUUAUUGUAAAUACAAUAGAACGGGAUAAGAUGAUAUGAUUUGAAAGCCAAAACGAGUUCAUCCGCACAUAUAUAUGCUUGUCUAUUUUACAUUUGCAAACGAAUUAAAAUAUCUUAUAGGUAUUUAAAUAACAAAGGUUUGAUUGUUUCUUAUUAUUUUUUUGCCGAAAUUCGCCUAUUCGAUGCUGUAAUGUGUAAUGUAAAUUAAUUGAUGAUAUGCGACACAAACGACAAAUUUGUAGUACGACCAAAUCUGAUGAAACAUUUAAAAACUUAGUUUUAAAUUUUGUUAUUGGACUGAAAAGUAAAUCUUUAUGUAUGAAAUUGUUUUAGGUUUAUUAGGUAUUUAUAUAUUUUUUAGGUUAAUUACGUACAAAUGUUCCGUACUGACCUACUGCCUAACCUACAACCUACUGAUAAAAACUUAGCUUCAAAAUACAGAAUAAAUAUUUAAUUUCUACACUUGCGUACGUGUGACAAGCAAUAUUUUUUGUAGUUCCAGGUAGCAGAUCUAAUCAUAAAUCUUAUGCUAAUUUUGUAAUUUUUUAUAAAACCAAAAUUUUAAUGGAUACUCUGUAUUUCAUAAUUUUCAUACUUUUGUAAGCAAAAUUAGGCGUUUUAGUAGUAAGAAUCGACUAAAGUUACGAAGUUUCUUAUGCUAGUCAUGCAAUUUUAUAAGCUAAGACAUAAUAUUGUAGCAAAAUCAACAAAUCGAGUGUGACUACGAAAUUUUCUUAUCAAUAAAAUUAUUUUAGUUUAGGUA
Molecule: messenger RNA, 2897 nt
Organism: Cylas formicarius (sweet potato weevil)
Lineage: Eukaryota; Metazoa; Arthropoda; Insecta; Coleoptera; Brentidae
Product: transcription factor GATA-4-like
Exons: 7
Coding region: 297-1925 (542 amino acids)
Biological process (GO): cell fate commitment; negative regulation of transcription by RNA polymerase II; positive regulation of transcription by RNA polymerase II
Molecular function (GO): RNA polymerase II cis-regulatory region sequence-specific DNA binding; zinc ion binding; DNA-binding transcription factor activity, RNA polymerase II-specific
Source: RefSeq, a predicted model, not a curated record